This is a messenger RNA of Zootermopsis nevadensis, 4910 nucleotides long. It is a transcript of the gene tacc, whose product is annotated as transforming acidic coiled-coil protein. NCBI's taxonomy places the organism in Eukaryota, Metazoa, Arthropoda, Insecta, Blattodea, Termopsidae. Gene Ontology annotation, biological process: mitotic spindle organization; nuclear migration; cerebral cortex development. The record is from RefSeq and is a predicted model, not a curated record. Gene Ontology annotation, cellular component: cytoplasm.
AUUAUGCAGGCCUUCGUGAAGUGACGUUGGCAUAACUGAUUGUUAACCUCGUAUAAGUUCAAAAUACGGCGCUAAGAAAUAUAGAUGCAUCAGAAAGCGGUUAAAAGUGGCUUCAUUAUUUACAUUGAUUUAAACUGUAAUGUUGUGUGACAAAUUGUUAUGCGAUAAGACAGUGACCAUGUCUGUCAGUGUAUCUUACAAUGAUGAUGAAAAUUCUGCACCAUUCAUGAAAGAACACAAUUCUGAAGUGUCUGCACAUGGGAGUCUUCAUCACCAACAGAGAAGUGUGCUGCAGGAUCUCAGCUUUAACUCCAUACAAUCCAUUAAUCAUGACAAGAGCGGCGGCCGCGGCAGUCCGGCCCCCGCAGCUACAUCCCUCGUCAAGCCCGACCACGAGGCGCACGUCGAGUUUGCCCGCGAAUUCGUCGUCGAGUUGGUGGAGAGUGUGCCCAAGAAAAGUGAGAAAGCAGCUUUAACUAAACUUUUGGAAAGAGGAGAUGAUGUGUCUUUGAAGUCUGUGUCACCAUCUGAAGGCAGUUUUCUUAGUGUCAUCAGUGCUGCAGAGAAUGUGUCUUUGCCUGAUCUGCUGCAGCCAGAAUUUGUCUACAAGAAGCAAACAGAUACAGACACAGACACAACAGAGUACGAGAGUGCUCCUGAGACCGAUCCUCUUGAUGCAACAUCUCCUGUUGGGAGUCUCAUUGCUGAAGAUCUCCUUUCAAGUUUUCAGGAGGCUUUGGAUAAAAAAUACCCAGGAACUGGAAAAGAGGGAAUUGUGACAGAAAGUGCAGCUGCUUUAAGUCCAGUUAAUCCUGUUGCUAGUAUCAGCACUGAAGCUAUCAACAACAGUUCUGUAUCAUCCGAAUUUGAUAAAACAUUUGAAUACAAAGCUGAUAACUCUGUGUUGCAAGAUAGUGAGUCGCCUUCUGUAUCAGAAGCAUAUGUUUGUGCUUCCAAAACCUCUGGUGAAGAAAUCGAAGUGACACCUCUUGAUAUCAGUGGGUUAUGUUUGUGUGUUGAUAAUUUAUCUUUGGAUAGUCCAAGACAGACAGAGAAAAGUAAUUUACCAUUAGAUCAUAAAGCCACAGUAUAUGAUACAGAUUCAAAUUCUGAUAUUCCAAUUUUAGGUAUCAGAGUUGAUGCAGAUGUGUCUGAGAGUGUAGAAGUUGCUGAUGGGCUUCAUGACUUUGAAGGUGCAUCAGUUGGUGAUUCCACAUUUGUUCUUGCAGACAGUUCAAAUAUCAGUUCACAUAGCUUUGAGGCUGAGGCUGAUGUAGUUGAGAUCCCCAAAGAAAGCCCAGUAUUAUUAGAAGUCGCUGAGACAUUUGAUUCUGGACUUUCGUCAGUGGACCAUACUUUUACCACUUUAGCUAGAAACAGUACUAGCACAGCAGGAUCUGAUGAGAAAAUAGAAGUAGAAUUUAAUAAGAUAAUAGGACUUCACACUGAUAGUCAACAAGCAACUGCUGAAAGUAAUAAAAUUCAGGGAGAGGUCCCAUUCAUAUUUGGACAUAGUAAGGAAGAAGCUUCAAGGGACUGUGUUUUACAUAAUAAUGAGAAUGUUCAGAUAUGUCAGAAUAUUGAUAUUAAUGAAGCACAAGAACAACAUGUGGUUGCUACAGAAGGCUUCAAGAAGUCAGAUGUUUUAGAACGUAUUACUCAGAUCGAAGUUGAAGAUAUUAACUCAACUCUUGUUGAAGUUGAUACAAGUACUAAGACCUCCUUCAGCAGUACUCUUCCUGUUGAAGAAACCGAAAAUUGUCUUGAAAGUAAAUUUUCAUCAGACUUUGAUUCUGCACAGAUUUCUACGCCACUUGCAGUUUUGAGCGUUAACAAGGAAGCAAGUUCAGAAUUUACUGAAACUGCAGUUCAUCAGAAGCCAGAACCAGAAGCUGCAGUCUCUGUCAUAUCUCCUGAAGUGCCAAGUAUUACAGCUGCAACUAAUGCAGACAUUGUAGCUGAAGAUCAGAGGUUGCCGGUUCAGAAGGAACAGGAAGAAGAAUUUGUGAAGGAGGUCCCUACCGUGUUGAGUGAGCUCUUUGAGAUCUGUAGUCGUCAGCAGAAAGACCUAGAACUAGGUGACGAGAAAUUUGUUGAUGGUACAGAGUUUUUUUCGUAUCCAUACAAGCGACCAAAUCUGAGAGAGAAAGUAGAUCUUCAUAUUCCUCAUAGUUCCAUUCAGUCUGAAUUUGAAAAAAGCCUCUUAGAUCUGCCAGUCCCAGUUGAACUUACAGAGUUUGAUCAAUCAAUAGCUGAUGAAGCUGAUAAGAUCUUGCAAGAGAUUAUAAAUUCAUCCUCUGAAUUUCACAAAACAGGUGUAAGAACAAGUGACAACAGACAUUCAAGUGGUAUAAAGCAGACUGAUACACUGAAUGGUAUUGAGGCCAUGGCAGAUUCACAAAGUGUGUCGAAGAAUGCUGUGACAUCUGUGGAUGAGAACGGUGGCAAUCCCUUUGUUUCCCAGUGUUCCUUACAUCGGUCUCCACCAUCAUCUCCACGACCUUCAAGCCAACGUCUCGGUCCUUGUGAGUCACCCCACACAAAGCCAUACAUAAAUACAGUGAAAGAUAGUUUCUCCCAUGACUCUCCAUCAGGAGACACUUCGCCACAUUUCGUCUCAGGGAAAAGCAGCCCAGAUCGCAGAAUUUGCUCUAGCAAGGUGUCCAGUUUGGGAGACUCUAUCAAGAAUUCAAUCAGCCCAGACAUGAAUCAGAGUGAAGCGGGUCCUGAAAUUGCAGAUGAUGCACAUUUACAUAGUGGAGAUGUGUUUAAGGAUCCAGCAGCAUUUGAAUAUUUGAGCUUGAUGGGCAGUUCACAUGUACCAUCAGAUUUACGUAAGGAAUCUCUGUAUGUGAAAUUUGAUCCAUUGGUGGGCGGAAUAUCCAUAACUACCGAGAAGUCAGUACCUUUGCCUUCAUCCGUAGAAACAAACAGCUCUGUACCUGCAGCUACGAGCCCUGGAAAGGAGCAUCAAUGUGGUAAUACAACACCUGUCAAGAAUCCCGCUCUCACGGUCAUUGAUAAAUUGAUUUCACUCAGUCCAUCGCCUAUGAAGUCAUACCAGAUGUCACCUCCGAGACAGCUUAUCUCUCCUGUAAAGGAGUCUGUGCCACUUCCAGCCAAACAGGAGCCAACUGAAAUCAUCUGUUCAGAGACGGUGAUUGGAUCCAAUGGAAGUGUGAUGGAAGAACUGCAUCUGUUGCGGGAAUUGUGUGCAGCACAAGAUGAGAAGUACAAGGAAAGGGUGAUGCAGCUGGAACAGGAAAUUGUAACUUUGAAAGGCCAUGUUCAGAAUCUGCAGUCCCUGGUGAGAGAGAGCGAAGAACGAGAGACUAAACUGAGCAAGAAGGUAGCUGAGAAAGCUCAGGCACAGAAACAGAUGAGCAUCAUCAUGGAGGAAUAUGAGAAGACAAUAUCAAGGCUUGUCGCAGAGAAGGAGCAAGAGCGGCAAGCACAUGAGCUGGACAAGUCGGCUUUGCUCAAGGACCGGGACGCUGCAAUGGGCCAUCUUGCUAACAUAGAAAUAGCAUUUUCUGACCUUCAUAAAAAAUAUGAGAGAAGUAAAACAGUAAUUGAAGGUUUUAAGAAGAAUGAGGAGGUACUCCGAGUGAGUCUUGCUGAGUAUGAAGCCACCAUUCGCAAGCAGGAGCAGAAGUAUGAUGUGCUUAAGUCCCAUGCCAUGUCUCAGCUGGAAAGUGCAAACCAAGAAUUGGAUUCUGUUCAUCGUAGUCAACAAGCAGAGACUGCCAAGCUGAAAGCAAUGCUAAAGAAAGCAGAAGUAAAGACAAGCUCACUGGAAGAAAUGUUAGAACAGAAAGUAAAGGAAAAUCAAGAGCUUGCUUCCAUUUGUGAUGAGCUCAUAAAUAAAGUUGGCAACGGUGAAUAAGCUGAGCAUAAGUCACUGUUAUUUUAUUUUCUUUCAUGCUGAGUCUUACUAUGAAAAUAUUACUUUCCAAUUGCAAGUUAAAUGUAUGAAUUUUAAGAUUCCAUAAAAUACAUAAUGAAAAACCUCAUCUUUUGUCAUUUAAGUUUUUAAUUUUUACAUUCUCCAGUAUGGUAUAAUUCUGCAAAGAAAAAUAUGACAACUUACUGAAUUGAUGUUAAAAAACAUGUAAAAGAAUGUAUAUGUGUUGGUAUUAAUUUUAGGAUUCCUUAGAAAAUAUAAUGGAAAACUUGAACUUGUGUUACUUCCCUAAGAUUGUUGUUAAUGUUUACAUUAUGCAUAGUUUGGUAUGAUAUAAUUUGUAUAAGAUUUAAAUUUGAACCAUGUGUCAUGACUUACUGAAUUGAGAUAGAACAAAAUAAAAAUAUAUAUAUAUAAUUCACUGAAUGACACAUACUGUUUGGAAAUAACCCAAUUAAUAUCUUAAGAAGUACUCAGCAAUGAAGAACACAGUAUCUGAAUUUGUAGCCAGACUGGACUGUCCAAACAAACUCCUGAUUUCCAAAUAUUUAUUGUAUACUUUUCUUUUUUAAAAAUAGAUAAGUGAUUUUUAUAUUUGUUAUACAGUGAGUGUAUUGUACAUGCAUCUAAUUGCAUUGUUUGUGGUUCUUUAGUAUAUGAUUUUGCAAAUCUGAAUCACCCUAAUCAAUAGCAAUAUCACCCUUUCCGCCAUUCUGAGGGACCCUCUUAGCUGAUAAUGCAGUCCAUUUGCAUUGAGUUGCCAGUUUCAAAUACCAUGUGUACCACUGCAAUACUGAUGGUAUCCCCCAGUCUUUUCAAAUAGAAGGAAAUUCUAAGUAGUACAGACUUUUAACUUCAACUGACAAACUCUUCUGUAUAUUAAUAGGCUCUUUGUUUUCUAGCCAAGAUAUCAGAAUACAGAGUUUAUGAUUACUGUAUUUUAGCCACUACAGAAAUAUGCAAAUGCCACUUUUAAAUGAAGACAUGCCACUUCUUGCAGGAACUA